AUUACUACUUUUCAAAUACUUUAUGUUUAUCCACGAACACACACUUGGGUGACAAUUGCACUUGCUGUCCAGAAAGUAAGGAAGAAGCUGAUCCCAUCCUACAGAAGAGAAAAAAAUCAAACAACGAAUCCAAAAAUAAUCAAACGACAAAUCCGAGAUAUAGAAGUCUUUCAUUUCCCGCCAAAAUCAAAUGCUCUUUUCUCUGCUUCAAACUCCGCAUAUACCAAUCGUAACCCAAUUCCCGCAGCAACUUCCACUAUGUAAUUCUCCCUUGAAAACGCUUCAUUUCUCUCGGAGUUCCCAAAUUAUCCCCAAGAAACUUUAUUGGUUCUUUUCAAUUUCAAGUUCUUCAGCUUCUCCAUCUCCUCACGAUGAUUUUGAUAUGGAAUUGGCCCGUUUAGUGGCGCUAUUGCCUGAAGAGAUGAGAAGAAGAGUAAGCGAGCACUCUGAGCUCCAUGACUUGGUUGAGGUUGUUAUGGACCUCGGUCGGAGACCACUGGCUAGGUUUCCGUCUGGUGACUUUGUUUUAUCUGAUUGUCCAGUUACACUUCAGGAUAUCGAGCAUGCUACAUCACAGGUUGGUGACUUUGCCAUUGACAAUCGAGCAGGCAUCAGUCGAACAUUGCACCGGAUCAGUGCUAUAAGAAAUAGGAAGGGCCAUAUUAUUGGUUUAACUUGUCGAGUUGGUCGUGCGAUACCUGGCAGCACUAGUUUACUAAGAGAUUUGAUUCAGGACGGAUCUUCUCUUUUGCUCAUUGGGCCUCCAGGGGUGGGAAAGACCACAAUUAUCAGGGAAAUAGCUCGAAUGCUUGCAACUGAUUACAAGAAACGAGUAAUGAUCGUUGACACUUCCAAUGAAAUAGGUGGAGACGGCGAUAUACCUCAUGCAGGCAUAGGAAAUGCUCGCCGGAUGCAAGUACCCAAUUCAGAUAAGCAGCAUAAGGUAUUGAUAGAAGCAGUUGAAAAUCAUAUGCCCCAAGUGAUAGUGAUAGAUGAAAUAGGAACAAAACUUGAAGCAAUGGCUGCAAGUACAAUUGCGCAACGUGGGAUUCAGCUAGUAGCCACUUCUCAUGGAGUUACCAUAGAAAAUUUGAUAGUGAAUCCUUCUCUGGAAAUGCUUGUUGGAGGAAUACAGAGUGUGACACUGGGAGAUGAAGAAGCAAAUAGGAGAGGAGUCCAAAAGACAGUAUUGGAGAGAAAAGGACCAUCAACAUUUAGUUGUGCAGUGGAGAUAAUUGCAAAAAACGAGCUGCGAGUUCAUCGUAGCCUGGAAGCGACAGUAGAUGCGAUUCUCUCAGGUCGUCCACCAAAUGUUGAAGUUCGCAAGAUGGAUUCUCAAGGAAAGGAGACUGUACGAAUCGAACCUUCUAUUGAUGCAUCUGCUCAGAAGAAAGAUGAGAUUUCGUUUGAAGAUCUCCAGAUGAAAGAUGAAAGGAUCAGUGGUGGCGGAUUCAUUUCUGAGUCUCCUCCAUACAUGCGAGAGAAUUCAUUGGAAGAUGAGGCACCACUUCGCUUGUAUGUCUAUGGGAUCCCGGAGGCGAGUGUGAUUCAAGGGACCAAUCAGUUGAAAAUAGAUACUGUAGUUCAAUUAACUGAUAACAUCAGCGAGGCAGAUGCACUACUUGCCUUGCAUUCCAAGCUCAAGAAGAAUCCUGGGAUUCAAGCUGCUGCCGAAUCUCAUGAUAUUCCCAUAUAUGUGACAAAGACAAACUCAUUGGUACAGAUAACAAAGGCCAUAAGGGUGUUGGCUAGUGAUUGGGAUAAUGAAUUGAAGGAUUCCAGAUCAGAAGACAGUGCAAAAUUUUCAGAGAAGACUGAUGCCCUAGAAGAGACAAGAAUAGCCAUUGAGCAGGUGGUUAUCCCGAAGGGGGAACCUGUGGAGCUGCUCCCAAGGCCAUCAAACAUUAUUUCUGUUCAGAUGGACUUCAUUCAAAAAUACCAACUACAAGCAGAGAAAAUUGGUACAGCACCAGAUAUACAUAUUCGCAUCCUUCCAUAUCAGACUUGGUUGGACAAUAGGCUGGAGUCUAGUGAAACUGUUGAUGUUGAUAGUAGAUUUGAUGACUCCCUCGGUACCAGUGAUGACUCGAAUGGAUCAACGCACAUGGUGGACAGGUUACCUCUCCUCCCUGAUUAGUCCCAACUCUUCUGCUCGCCAAUGAGAGUCAUAUUCAGCCUGUACAAGAGCCGUGAUCAUAUUGUAUACAAAAUGUUGAUACGCUCUAGUUCUCAUGUUUAGCAUGUUGCAGCCUCUUGGGUACAUGCACAAGGGUUUCUUGUCUGCUUGCUUUUGAUUAAUUUGGGUCUACAAUUGUGCAAAUUUAGAUGCAGUUAUAAGCCUAUAGAUACCGAGGUAAAUAAUGUAUCUGACACUGUCUGGGAAUUUACACAUGUGCAAAAUUAUCCAGUGAUCAAUAUCAAUAUGAACAUCUUUUACAUCA
Ricinus communis (castor bean) is the source of this 2441-nucleotide messenger RNA. RefSeq names its product protein SEEDLING PLASTID DEVELOPMENT 1. Lineage: Eukaryota; Viridiplantae; Streptophyta; Magnoliopsida; Malpighiales; Euphorbiaceae. The transcript has 9 exons. The record is from RefSeq and is a predicted model, not a curated record. Gene Ontology annotation, molecular function: ATP hydrolysis activity. The coding region runs from base 191 to 2137 and encodes 648 amino acids.